This is a messenger RNA of Angiostrongylus costaricensis, 129 nucleotides long. NCBI's taxonomy places the organism in Eukaryota, Metazoa, Nematoda, Chromadorea, Rhabditida, Metastrongylidae. The record is from the annotation of a GenBank genome assembly.
AUGAACAUUUACCCACCUAGCCACACUCUCCAUCUGUCGAACAUUCCGUCGAACAUUUUCGAGCACACACUCACCGAAGCGUUCGAGCAGAACGGAUUCUCCGUCAAAGCGUUCAAAUUCUUUCCGUGA